This is a messenger RNA of Prosopis cineraria, 1114 nucleotides long. RefSeq names its product (+)-cis,trans-nepetalactol synthase NEPS2-like. Gene Ontology annotation, molecular function: oxidoreductase activity. The coding region runs from base 119 to 919 and encodes 266 amino acids. NCBI's taxonomy places the organism in Eukaryota, Viridiplantae, Streptophyta, Magnoliopsida, Fabales, Fabaceae. The transcript has a single exon. The record is from RefSeq and is a predicted model, not a curated record.
UGACAGCAGAGAGUAUACAAAGAAGUUCACAGUUGGUGGAAGAAUGAGAACUGAGAUUGUAUUGAUAUAUCUCUGUUCAAUGUCUCCACCAUCUCCCAGUUAAGAUUCCCUCCCCAACAUGGCUGUCUCACAAUCUACCUCGAAUCACAACCUCAACAAGCUAGCGGGCAAGAUAGCCAUCGUCACCGGAGGCGCAAGUGGCAUUGGUGAAGCGACGGCCCGUCACUUUGCCGAUCACGGUGCCCGUAUGGUGGUGAUCGCUGACAUCCAAGAUGAGCUUGGCAACCAGGUGGCACUGUCCAUCGGAACCGACAGGUGCACUUACAUCCACUGUAACGUUGCAGACGAGGAUCAAGUCAAACACCUCGUGGAAUCUACCGUCAACAUUUAUGGACGCCUCGACAUCAUGUUCAGCAACGCCGGUGUAGCGAGCCCCUCCGACCAGACCAUCCUCGACUUCAACUUCUCCGAAAUGGACAAUUUAUUUGCAACCAACAUCCGCGGGAUGGUGGCGUGCGUGAAGCACGCGGCUCGUGCGAUGGUGAAGAAGCGCGUGAGGGGGAGCAUAGUGUGCACGUCAAGCGUGACGGGCAGCCACGGCGUUCCGAUGGGGACAGACUACUGCAUGUCGAAGCAUGCUGUGGUGGGGCUAAUGCGGGCAGCGAGUGUGCAGCUGGCGGCGAGUGGGAUAAGGGUGAACAGCGUGUCACCCAAUGGAAUUGUGACACCAUUGACGACCAGGGCACGUAAAAUGAGCGACGAGAAUUUGAGAAACUGUUACAGAAAAUACGCGAGGUUAGAGGGUGUGGACCUCACUCCCAAACACGUGGCGGAUGCGGUGCUGUUUCUAGCUUCCGGCGACUCGGAGUUCAUCACCGGUCAUGAUCUCAGGGUAGAUGGAAGUUUUAUUGGUUCUUGAAAUGCGAAGUGCUAGCUCUUUUUCUUGUUUGAAUGCAUUUUUUUCAGUUCAGAACUUUCUUAUUUUAAGAGUCGUCGUGUGUGUUUUAAAAAUUGCCUUUGUUUGCUUCAUUAUCUCCUGUUCGUGUAUUUCAUAUAAUGCGCCAAAUUACUGUGUUUUGAGUUAUAAUAGCUAGGCCUAAUCGUGUUCUGGUUU